Messenger RNA from Eriocheir sinensis (Chinese mitten crab), 3106 nucleotides. RefSeq lists its product as uncharacterized. The record is from RefSeq and is a predicted model, not a curated record. Lineage: Eukaryota; Metazoa; Arthropoda; Malacostraca; Decapoda; Varunidae. Bases 1017 to 1919 code for a protein of 300 amino acids. The transcript is spliced from 4 exons.
UAUAUAUAUAUGCCUAUUGUGCUGUUUCCGUGGCGGCACAAUGCGAUAAGCUUCUGAGUCGUGGUGAGCCUCAAACUGAUAUAUUCAAAACAGUUUUUUCCUCUUAAUCCCAGACACUUCCCAGGGUGUGGUGUGCUAAACUUUCAUUCUUUCUUAUAUCAGUCCCCAGCACACUGUGAGAAGCUUCUGAGUCAUUGCAAGCCUCAAACUGAACCAUGUUCUCUGCAGUAACAAGUUUUUCUUUUUUGUUGCUUCCUUGUUUUGGUGCCCUUGGUCUGCCUUGCUGCCCUUGGUCUGCCUUGCUGCCCUUAGUCUGCCUUGCUACCCUUGGUCUGCCUUGCUGGAAAAAAUAAAUGAAUAAAUUCUAAACGCAGCACAAGGAAGUUUUGUUGUAAUAUUUUAUGUUGGGUUCAGGAGCUUACCAACUCAUUCAGCACCAGCUCAUUUACCACUUAUUUAGUAUUUCAUUUAUCACCACUGUCACUGUAACUCCUGUGUGUGUGUGUGUGUGUGUGUGUGUUGGUGUGUGCAUCAGACUGCAAUUUAGGGACAGUUUAUGAGUGAGCAUUUGGGCGGUGUGUUAUGGUGACCAACUAUAGUCUUGUUUCAUUCCAUCUGUCCACCAACAAAGCGGAACUUUUGACAGAUGUGGCACCUGUGCCUCCUUGAAUACAUGAAAAUCAGCUCUUGAAAUAGAUACCCAAGCUGAUUUUUCAAUGAUAUAUAUGAAUGUUUAUGUAUACAAAAUAAAACCACUCAGUCUUUAUAAAUCGCAAACAUUCUGAUCUGCAUGGAUAAUACAGCAUACAAGCUCACAAAAAACAACCUUGUAUCAAACAGUGUAGACAGGUCCUACUCGAGCGAUCUAUUGCUUUUCAAAUGCCUAUAAUUCUUUUCAUUUCAGGUUCAUUAACCCGUUUGCUGUGAUUGGCACGGAUUUCGCCUUCACUGGUAGCCUGGUAGCAUAUACUCCCAGGUCCUUCUCUGCCUCUGUGGUGGGUAGUGGAGUGUUUCCCAUGUGGUAUUGGUGUGCUGGAUAUCCCUUCACUGGUAGCCUGGUAACAUAUACUCCCAGGUCCUUCUCUGCCUCUGUGGUGGGUAGUGGAGUGUUUCCCAUGUGGUAUUGGUGUGCUGGAUAUCCCUUCACUGGUAGCCUGGUAACAUAUACUCCCAGGUCCUUCUCUGCCUCUGUGGUGGGUAGUGGAGUGUUUCCCAUGUGGUAUUGGUGUGCUGGAUAUCCCUUCACUGGUAGCCUGGUAACAUACACUCUCAGGUCUUUCUCUGCCUCUGUGGUGGAUAGUGGAGUGUUUCCCAUGUGGUAUUGGUGUGCUGGAUAUCCCUUCACUGGUAGCCUGGUAACAUACAGUCCCAGGUCUUUCUCUGCCUCUGUGGUGGGUAGUGGAGUGUUUCCCAUGUGGUAUUGGUGUGCUGGAUAUCCCUUCACUGGUAGCCUGGUAACAUACACUCCCAGGUCUUUCUCUGCCUCUGUGGUGGGUAGUGGAGUGUUUCCCAUGUGGUAUUGGUGUGCUGGAUAUCCCUUCACUGGUAGCCUGGUAACAUACACUCCCAGGUCUUUCUCUGCCUCUGUGGUGGGUAGUGGAGUGUUUCCCAUGUGGCAUUGGUGUGCUGGAUAUCCCUUCACUGGUAGCCUGGUAACAUACACUCCCAGGUCUUUCUCUGCCUCUGUGGUGGAUAGUGGAGUGUUUCCCAUGUGGUAUUGGUGUGCUGGAUAUCCCCUCCCAAGGUGCAGGACUUCACAUUUUUCUUCAUUGAAUUGUAGCAGCCACUUUUUGUUCCAUUCCUGUAGCUUGGUGAUGUCUUCUGGUAGGAAAUCCACAGUUCAGGGCUCAGGGACCAUGGAUAUCAACCUACAAUCAAAUAUAAGUUAUUCAUGUAACAAUAUUUUUUGUGUAAGUUGAUCUUGCUGCAUACAGAGUGACAUUUGGUUGCUUUGUACAGAUGCACGGCUGUCCUGAAGCAUUGGCAGAAGGAAUGCCCGGCCAGGCACCUACCCCACACAAACACCCUGCCUGGAGGAGGCUGCCAUGCUGGGGCUGACUGACAUGACGGACUGUUAAGGUCCUUGCUGUUGAUGAUGUGUGUGCUGUGGAGCUGACCAAUCCUUCAGGUCCUUGCUGUUGACGGUAUGUGUGCUGUGGAGCUGACCAGCGCUUGCCAUGAGGGAACAACACAGCAGUGGUUUAUAUUAAUGUUUAUAUAAUGUACUGACGGGAGGAAAGUCUUAAAUAACCAGCUCUGGGGUCAGUUUUUAUUAUUGUUCUUAAGUGACAAAGAAAUGUAAAUCAAUCCUGUAAACUCUGCAUACCCAUAGCAGGUCUUUCCCAGAGUAUCUCAAAAAGCAUAGACAACUUAACCAGGGAUUGAAAUGUCCUCCUUAUGCUGGAUAUAUGUAGAUCAGCAUGGAUGUGUGGAUCAGAUGGAUAUGUAGAUCAUGCUAAGUAAGGGUUGUAUAUGGGAGUGUCCUGCAUGUGUGUGUGAGCACACAGUGACUCACACACACAGCCUUCAGGGGAGGACGCAGGAUCUCCCUUCCAUCACACUCUUUCUCCUCAACAUUCCCAAACAAGGUCUCCUCAAGAAGCAAGGGUACUAAUAAUCUCAGGAAAUUAUUACAGAACUUUUAUUUUCACUUACAGAGCCAGAUGUCUUUUUACAUACCUGGAAAGUGAUGAAUUACUUGUAUAUAUAUGGUCAUGGUAGUAGAAGAAGCUGUGGUAGUAGUAGUAGCAUAAAUAACAGUAGAAGUAGUAGUAACAGCAGCAGUAAUAAUAUUCGUAUUGGUAGAGUGAAACCAUUUUAGUAAGUCCAUUAGGCUUGUGCAGGUCCUUUCCUCCCCUGCCACGCAGUCCUGUCAUGUGUUGUCGACAGGAAGUGUUGUGGCAGAGCAGAGGGCAGGAAGGCACCUGCAGGAGUGAAGGCCUCAAAGGACUCACUAAAAUGGUUUCACUCUAGUAAUAACCCAAGUUGAUGUUUUGCAUCUAUGUGGGUUGAAUUUACUUACUGGUGGUCUGGAAAUUGACUGCUCUCUCUCUCUCUCUCUCUCUCUCUCUCUCUCUCUCUCUCUCUCUCUCUCUCUCUCUCUCUC